AUGUCCUCGUAUAUCAGCUCCCUCUUUACAAGUGCCCGCGACUACCUAUACCAACAAGAAAGCGAUGUCCCACAGAAUACCUCGCGGCAAGCACAGUCUUCCAAUCUACAGUCUCCAACACCACCAGAUACCAAUCGAUACCCCAGUAACCCAACCGACAUCCACCACACAAUCUCGCUCCUCAAUCACGCCUCGCCUCAACCCCUACCAGCCGAACUCCUCAAACAAAUCCUCCAACACGCCUCCUACGACAGCAUAACCUACUCCGCCUCCCUAACCCAACCCCUAAACACCAUAGCCCGCAGCGCCGCGGGUCCCCCAGCACGAGCAUGCGUUGAAACACCUCCACUGCAAUAUCUCGGACCUCAAGAUCUCGCCGUAAAUCCAGAAGCAUCAUCGCGCGGGAGAAUCCGGAGGUUACGUUUGGAAUUCACGGGAAGAGAUCAAGGCUGGACUUCGGACCCGAAUACUGCUUCUUGGAGUUGGUUUGAGAUUGCGACGAGGAGGUUUGGGGAGCAGGGGUUGGAGCGAGGGCCGGUUUUGGCACAUAAUGCGGUUGCGGGGAGGGAUUGGGAGGAUUUUGUGAUUGAGUAUCGUAGAGAUGAUGAGGAAGGGUCAGAAGAGGGCGUGAGUGAGGAGCUACGACAGUGGAUUGAAAAGUUGGGAGAGGGGGAUCGAGUGGCGAUUGUGCCAAUGGCGAAAUAUGGAGGUUGGCAGUGUCGUGUUUCGAAAGCUAGGAUCGAUGUUGAAGUGGAGGUUUGGUAUUGA
This is a messenger RNA of Ramularia collo-cygni, 768 nucleotides long. RefSeq lists its product as uncharacterized. NCBI's taxonomy places the organism in Eukaryota, Fungi, Ascomycota, Dothideomycetes, Mycosphaerellales, Mycosphaerellaceae. The record is from RefSeq and is a predicted model, not a curated record. The transcript has a single exon. The coding region runs from base 1 to 768 and encodes 255 amino acids.